AUGAGCAACUCGUCGACUGUGGUCGACAGUGCUUGGCAAGCUGCUCCUUGUGAGGUGGCUCCGCUGCAGACGGCCUGGGGUCGGGUUAAGGCUCUCCUUCACUCACGCCUGGCGGAGGCGGAGCGACGUGCCGGGGCGGCUGAAGCGAGGGCGAGGGAGGCGCAGGAAUUGAUUGCCGCUGCAGAGGCUCGCACAGCAGAGGCAGUGGCUGCGGCAGCGACGCUCAAGAUCGCCUUGCUGGAUUCACAUGCAGCGGUGCAGGCUGCGCAGGCCGACGCUGCGUCAGCCUGGGCCACCGCUGCUGAUCGCAAGCAGGUGUGUGCCGAGAUGGAGGCCCUGCUGGCAGAGACGGUGCAGGAUCGCCGCGAGUUGGAGCUGUCGCAGGUGCUGGUGGCUGCAGGGGACUCGUCCGAGUCAAUGCCAUCCGAGUCAGAGCCGCCACGCCGCCUGCCGCCGCCGACGCAGGCCGUUUCGCCGCCGCAGCCAGAUUCGGUCCCGGUCUCGCUCACCGAGUCGGAGGCCAGCUCGCGGUCUGACGAUGACGACGCCGAGGAGGACAGGAGCGAGUUGGCCGGCACCGACCUGAUGUUGUUUGAGGAUCGAGUUGCGCUUCGGAUCGGCGAUCUGGCCGAGAGCGUCCGCGCUCGGGCCCAGGACCAGGGCAAGGCGCUCGAGGCGCUGAGGACCACGAUGGAGCUCCGCGGUUACAUGGGUCAACCCGACGCUGCCGGCCGAGUUGUGGCUCUGAAUGCCGCGCUCCAGGCGGUGUCGGAGGAAGCUGCGCACCUGCGUCGCCGGGCUGUGGCUGCCGAGGUGGCCCUGGUGGCGGCGGCGGUGCCGACCAAAGACGCGCUGCUGGACGCGUUGGGUGAGGCUCAGCGGCUGCGGACUGAGCUUGCCCAUGCGCGUGCCGAGCGGGAUGCUGUUUUUGACAUGCAUGACGCCGUGGUGGAAGCACUGUUGCUCCCUGCGGAUGCCAAACUCGACUCGGCCCGGGCGCGGAUUGAGGCCCUGGGCACCAUGCUAGCAGCCAAGAGCGACGAGGCUGCUCGCGACCGCGCCGGUUUCCAGAUUGCGCUGGCAUGGCGAAAGCGCGCAAACGCCAAACUCCGUGCGCAGUUGCGCGAGCUGCAACUAUCGCAGCCAAGCUCGAUCCAGGAGACCGACGACGAGAGCAUCGAGCGUCUCCGAAUCCGGUUGGCAGGCGCCGAAGCCGCAUGUCUGCACAGUUCACGAGUGGCGGCUGCCACCAAAGAUUCGCUCAUCGCCGCACUUGGGCGAGUCCAGGAACUCGAGCACAAGGUAGCGGCUGCAACCGCCGCACGCAACGCGGCCGAUGCUGAGCGCGAGGGCCUCGUUGAAGCCGUACUCCUCCCUACCGAUGCCAAGCUCGACUCGGCGAGGGCGCGGAUCGAGGCUCUGGGCACCAUGCUGGCGGCCACGAGUGACGACGCCGCCCGUGACCGUGCCGGUUUCAAGAUUGCUCUGGCCUGGCAAAGGCGGACUAUUGCCAAACUACGGAGCGAGAGCGGGUCGUCCACCAAAGGCUGCGACCGCAUGUCGGCUAUCAAAGGCGCGCUCAUCGCCGCACUUGCGCGGGUCCAGGAACUCGAACACAAGGUAGCGGCUGCAACCGCCGCACGCAACGCGGCCGAUGCUGAGCGUGAGGGCCUGGUUGAAGCCGUACUCCUCCCUACCGACGCCAAGCUCGACUCGGCGAGGGCGCGGAUCGAGGCUCUGGGCACCAUGCUGGCGACCAGAAGUGAUGCUGCCGCCCGUGACCGUGCCGGCUUUCAGAUAGCACUGGCGUGGCGGCGCCGGGUAGUGGCCAAGCACCGAGCGUACAUUGCACAGCUGGAGAGCGAGAACGCCAGCUUGGUCAAGGCACUCGAGGAAGCUCGGGCGGGUGGCCGCAAGGUGGCUAGUCGGCUGGACGAGUCCAAGCGAACUAUUGCCGGGCAGCGGAUCGCCAUGGCAUGGAUGCGGAAACGUCUAGCACGGCACCAGGUACCUCAGACGUCUGCGCUGCAGUAGAACUAAUGCAGGAGCAGAGACAAAUGGUUUACACGCCAAAGUCGUCACCGAGGUCAAAGGCAGA
Thecamonas trahens ATCC 50062 is the source of this 2098-nucleotide messenger RNA. RefSeq lists its product as uncharacterized. The record is from RefSeq and is a predicted model, not a curated record. The transcript has a single exon. NCBI's taxonomy places the organism in Eukaryota, Apusomonadida, Apusomonadidae. The coding region runs from base 1 to 2034 and encodes 677 amino acids.